Messenger RNA from Effrenium voratum, 1128 nucleotides. The record is from the annotation of a GenBank genome assembly. Lineage: Eukaryota; Dinophyceae; Suessiales; Symbiodiniaceae.
AUGACUCGAUGUCUCGACGGCCAUGCCUUAUGCAAGCAGUCUUGUGCAUUUGGGUUCGAGUAUUUUUCGCGUUUCGCUCACAUCCAGCGUCAUGGCGCCUGCUUCCUCUCGAUUUCUCGGCACGGGUGUUGCCCUCGGCCUUGCCGGUGCCUUUGUGGCGCCUUCUCGACCGCAAGCGGAGCCCCAGUCUCGGGCGCCCGUGACCCGCACCCCUUCCGCCGCGCCGACCGGGACGACCGGGACGCUGGCAACCUUGGCUGCGGCAUCCGUGACCUUGGCGGCCUUUGGCAAGACCCAACUCAAUCUACGGCUGCAAAGGACAUCGCCGUACCGGCUCCCUUCCAGCCUUCCAAGCAGUUCGGCGCAACUGAGCCUUUGGGCUUCUUUGAUCCGCUUGGGUUCACUGCGGUGGGCGACGAGAGGGGCUUCCGCAAGUUGCGAGUCUCGGAGAUCAAACAUGGGAGAGUGGCGAUGAUGGCGUCUAUCGGGCUGGUUGGUCAGCAUUUCCUGAAGUUCCCAGGCUUCGAGCAGUCCCCGGCUGGCUUCUCCGUGAUGGGCAGGGGCGAGGGUGUGCUGGGCUUCUUCGGCAUCUUCCUGCUCUGUGCUCUCUUGGAGCUGGCUUGGCGAGAGGAGCCUGGCAGCGACAGGGAGCCGGGCAACUAUGGCGACCCUUUCGGCGUGAACAUGUACAACGACGAGAUGAGGAUGAAGGAGCUGAACAACGGGCGCAUGGCCAUGAUUUCCGUUCUGGGUAUCUUUGCGGCGGAGAUGGCAACGGGCAAGGAUGCCAUGCAGCAGUUCGGUCUUCCUGCACUGGGUGCGGGGCUUGCCUCGUCAGCCUCAGCAUCCCGAAGCAGCUUUGCAGGAAGCAGCUCUUCGCGAGUGGCAGCUCAGCAGAACAUCCUGCGCCGAGCGGAAGCCGUGGUGGAGGACGUACUGCCUCCCUUCCAGCCCUCCAAGCAGUUCGGCGCAACUGAGCCUUUGGGCUUCUUUGAUCCGCUUGGGUUCACAGCGGUGGGCGACGAGAGGGGCUUCCGCAAGUUGCGCGUCUCGGCGCAGUUUGAAUCGCCAGGCCUGAAGACGGGCAUCUCGAUUCUCCUGCACACUUUGCGUGAUUUGUUCCUGUAA